AUGUUUCGGCGGUCUCUUGUUCGGCUGCAGGACCUGUCUUUCAAAUAUGUCCGUUCCUUGGAAGCUGGCCCGCAGGGUCGCCACACGUCACUGAGAACCACCGAUCGAUCGAUUCCCGUGGCGACGACCAAAUCCGUUCCUCAUGCGGCUCGCAACUCUCUGGGGUUUGCAUCCAAGCGUGCUGCCCAUCCUAUAGUCCAAUUGUCGCGGCUGGGUAUUCCUUACUAUCGCCCUUACUCGCAAAAUCGCUCAAACAUUGGUCAAGAAACGAGUUAUCAGGGUCCCGGCGACAUGGCCAACGCAGAUGACAUCAAGUCUGGAGAGAAGCCAGUGGAUAUUCUCAAUGAGGACAUACCCUCAGCGGAACGCAUGGCUUCUCUCGAUCCAGAAUCAGAUGUAGAGGUUCCGCUUGAGGCGGACGAGCUGAAGGAGGCCCUUGGGCGUCCGCCUCCGGUGCACAGCAGCUACCUUCCUCUUCCCUGGAAAGGCCGGCUGGGAUAUGCCUGUCUAAAUACAUACCUCCGGUAUUCCACCCCUCCCGUCUUCUGCUCCCGCACCUGUCGCAUUGCUUCGAUCCUGGAAAACAGGCACCCCCUUCAAGACCCCGAUCAACCUGCACAUCCGGUCAAGAACCGACCGGACCGCAAUAAGCCCGCCGAUGUUGCGCGCGGACAAGCCUUCGUCGAAGGACUCGGCCUAGCGAAUGCGCGGGACCUAGUGAAGAUCAUUCGCUGGAAUGAUAAAUACGGUAUCAAGUUCAUGCGGCUCAGCAGUGAAAUGUUUCCAUUUGCAAGCCACAAGGAGUAUGGAUACAAAUUGGCUCCAUUUGCGUCGGAAGUUCUGGCAGACACAGGACGAGUAGUGGCUGAGCUUGGACAUCGUGUGUCAGUUCACCCUGGGCAGUUCACCCAAUUUGGCUCCCCGAGAAGAGAAGUCAUAGAGAGCUCCUACCGCGACCUCGAAUAUCAUUCGGAGAUGCUUCAGUUGCUCAAGCUGCCCCCGCAGCAAGACCGUGAUGCGGUCAUGAUCCUGCACAUGGGUGGGGUCUUUGGCGACAAGGCCGCAACGCUUGAUCGAUUCAGAGAAAACUAUGCUUUGCUAUCCCAGGAUAUAAAAAACCGAUUGGUCCUGGAAAACGAUGAUGUGAGCUGGUCUGUCCACGACCUGUUACCGAUAUGCGAGGAGCUCAGUAUCCCUCUUGUGCUUGAUUACCACCACCACAAUAUCAUCUUCGAUGCCAAUGAGCUUCGGGAAGGCACAGAGGACAUCAUUCCUCUUUAUGAUCGCAUAGCGGCCACAUGGACGCGCAAGAACAUCACGCAGAAGAUGCAUUAUUCCGAGCCAACGGCCGCCGCGAUCACCCCACGGCAACGACGCAAACACAGUGAUCGUGUGGCGACUCUACCUCCAUGUGCUCCCACGAUGGACUUGAUGAUCGAGGCCAAGGACAAAGAGCAAGCCGUGUUUGAGUUGAUGCGAACCUUCAAACUUCCCGGCUACAAUCUUGCUAAUGACCUAUUGCCCUACAUGCGCACUGACGAGAACCAGCCCUUCAAACCGCCGAAAAGGUCGAAGAAGAACGGGGGAUUUGUGGACCUUGAAGGCUCCAUACCUCCGCCGCGUAUCAUCCCCGACGAAGAAGUUGGCAUGGGCGGCCCCGAUGGCAGAGUCUACUGGCCUCGGGGAAUGGAAGAAUGGCUCCGGCCGGCCAAGAAGGUCGUGAAACCGAAAGCUACGCCGAGUCCAAGAAAGGCCAGUUCUAAAAAGGUCAAGGCAGAGUGUGUCGCCGAUGAUAUCCCCCUAGACCCCGCCGUCGCGGAAGAGACAUCAGGGAACAAGGUAGCCAAGACCAAGCGUACGCCCCCAGCCAGCAAAUCUCGCGGUAAGCGAAAGGCCGCGGACAUUGAGUCAACGCCAGAGCCCGAGGAGGGCACAGAAGCGAAUACUUCAACUCUCACAUCGCCCUCUCGGCGAACUUCUCGCGCCAAGAAAAUCCCUCCACCCGAGACACUGGCGCCUAAACCUCAUUUCCGCUGGCCCACCCUCCGGUCGAGGUCCCUCUUCCGGCGCCCGCCUACCACGCUUUUCCCCCCCUUCCCACGCGAGCCUCGACCUGGCAAACUCGCCCGUGUACUUCGCCUACUGAUCGGCCCGCUCGCAACUAGACGAGCCCACUCCCGUCUUUGGGGUAUCCGACACGAAACCCUCCCCGCAAUCCGCCAUCGGGCCCAAUCGCGGGUCUACCGGGCGCUCGUCCAGCGACAGGCGCGACUCGCUGCGCGCGAUACGAGACUUGGAGGUCGCCUUCUUACUUAUCUGCUAGGGCAAAAGCGACGCCCUAGGACGUGGAAGACUACUGCAGGAACUGGUAGUCCGACAACUACACACCCGAAGUCGAUCCGAGAGCCCCGCCGCGGACCGCACGAUUCAAUGGCGCAAUCCGGGCUAUCAUCGACAUGGGGACCGGGCAGCGGCGAUGGCGCUGCUGCCCCUGGUAGCCGUCGCAAGAAGGUCUAUGAAUAUUUUAAAGCCGCCAACGAGCUUCGCCAAUCCUAUACCUCCCAAUGGGCUGGUCAGAGGAACGAACAUGAUGAAGACUACUACAACACUCCCGGUGCCUUUCCCGAUGUUGAGAUCGCACGGUCCGGCGACGAGGAGAUGGUCCUCUUUCCCAGCUAUGCGAGAAAAUUAUCCAAGAACAAAAAGACCGACGAACCACGCCCGCGACGUGAUUCAUGGUCCGAAACUAUUGACGAAUACCGUGGGGCCGCAGCAGCAGAGGAAGACGAUAUGCCGGCACCUUCGUGGGACGAGACGGAGGCCGAGGAUUCGGUCGUCGCCGUCGACGUGCGUGGCUGGAUCUACGCACCUGGUCGAGGCCCCCUGAGCCGAAAGCACAGAUUGAUGAUCGCCUUGGCUAGGAAGCUGAGCGGAAUCUCUGCGCCCACCGGAUCCCCGAAUGACGACAUUGACGAAAAGACCCCGGGCAAAGGAGAAGAUGAAUAUGUUGACAAGCAGAUGCAGUCGCUUGUUGAAUCGGCCGUCAAGGACGCAGACCCAGCCUGGAAGAGCUCGAAUGUGGACCGUUCACAACAACCUGCGGCUGCUUUGAGCAAGGACGAGCUGACUGUUGCGAACGCACACCUUAUGGAAAGACUUCGUCCGUUCCUGACAAACCCCGUGGCUAGUAUGCCGGUCACCGUGUUCUUCUUUGAUGAAAACGAGAGCAAAUCCCGGAACAUCACAACGGAUGAGUCUGGGCAUUUCACUCUUCGUGCUGCAUUGCCAUUUGUCCCCACGCAUAUCCGUGUCCUGGCAUCGGAAGACCUGUCUGCUGCUCGGCCCAUACAAAUCAUUGAGCCGACCGGAAUUAGUCUGAUCAGUGACAUUGACGACACUGUCAAACACUCCGCCAUUGCUGGCGGUGCCAAAGAGAUGUUCCGCAACACCUUCAUCCGUGAACUGGAUGAACUCAAGGUCGAAGGAGUCAGCCAGUGGUAUGAAAGUCUUGCCAAGCAAGGCGUGCAGAUUCACUACGUCUCAAAUGCGCCCUGGCAGCUCUAUCCUCUCCUCGAACGCUAUUUCAAGAUGGUCGGCUUGCCUCCAGGAUCUUUCCAUCUGAAGCACUAUUCAGGUAUGCUGCAAGGCAUCUUCGAGCCCACGGCAGAGCGAAAGCGAGGUUCUCUGGAGCAAAUCUUGCGUGACUUCCCCGAGCGCAAAUUCAUCCUGGUUGGUGACAGCGGUGAAGCUGAUCUUGAGGUGUACACCGAGAUUGUCCUCGCCAACCCCGGCCGGAUCCUGGGAAUCUUCAUCCGCGAUGUCACGACUCCACACAGCAAGCCGUUCUUCGACAAAUCGGUCAGUCAGUUUAGCCAGUCCAACCGCAGCCGAAGCUCGCCCGAUAUCAAGGAUCGCUCAGAUGCGAUAUCCAACAGGCCCCAACUACCUCCUAGAAGUGGCACUACUAUUGCUUCGCCCCCAGUGCACCCCGAACAAGAUCCACAGGACCUGGAACUUGAGGACCUGAUUGAUCUGACGGAUCUCAUCAUUGACGACAAACCACCUCCGUCCGGGCUUACGCACCCAAGCACCCCACGACCACCCCCAGUAAAGCCUAUCAAGCCAUCUGCACUACGCAUGGUUUCUACUCCAGCCGAUCUGGCCAAGGCCUCCAAGCCGUCUUCUCUGCGCCAGGUCGCUACCCCCUCCGAUGCGACGGAGAGUGAAUCCAACCCGCCUCCCCAGGAGGCCCCGAAGCGCAAGGCAGUGCCUCCUGUGCCGCCUAAGCGUGGCUCAGCAUCCAAGGCAGAGUCGGAUCCAUCGCCGGGAAUUUCCAAAAGCAGCACCGCGCCAUUGGGCAACGACGUUCCCUCUUCAUGGCUCAAGGGUCUCGAUAAGGACAAUAGCCAAACACAAGCCGCUCGCGCUAAGCCCCCACCACCUCAUCCACCGCCCCGUCGAACAAACACAGGAUCAUCCAUUGCCAGUGUAGAUGGUUCAUCCACCCCACCGAGUGGAUCAACCACUCCUAACCCUGCGCCUGCAAGUGGAUUACAGUCAUAUCCUGCCGCCGCCGCCCAGGCAGCCUACCAGGGGUUCCAGUAUGCAAGCGACCGCCUCAACUUCUCCGGAUCCCCCGUCGGUGGAGCUCGGCAAUCGUCCAACGACUCAGGUGUUCCACCUGCACCGCUUCCCAACAAGCGUGAGGAGCUCUGGCGGCGCCGCUGGGAGCGCGCCACGGAGGUCCUGGAGCAGCACGGGGUCGUGCUAGGCAGUUGGCGGGUCGGCAGCGAUGCCGAGCCUGUCUGUGAGUGGCUCAUUGAUGAGGCAAUCGAAGACAUGAAAUCCAAUCGCUCGAAGAGUGGUCAGUGA
Messenger RNA from Penicillium olsonii, 4872 nucleotides. NCBI's taxonomy places the organism in Eukaryota, Fungi, Ascomycota, Eurotiomycetes, Eurotiales, Aspergillaceae. The record is from the annotation of a GenBank genome assembly.